GUUUCUUAAGCGCAAAGUUUGAAGUGGACUCAAGGUCGGAGUGGCCAGUGUUACUGGCUCAUAUUACUGGCAUUGUUUCACCACUUAACUGUUUUAUAUAUGCUCACUUAUCGUCGUAUUAAUCUAUAGCAUAUCAUCUUAAUUAUGAAUCGGCUAUUAUCCAUUUACAAGCUCACUUUCUGUUCAGUCAAUAUUUCUCGGUCAUUUGGUUAUAAAACGAGUAUUUUUUUGGACAAUGGAAUAAUGAAUUCAGUAGUACGCUGGAAAUCUAAAGGAAGACAUACUGUAAAUGUUAAAAAUAUCAGCCGGAAUGAUGUCGUACCAGAAGCAUUGUCGCUUCUAAAAGUGGAGAAAAUGGAUAAAGAGUUUCAAAAUAUUCUCUUGCAUUUUCAGAGUUCCCUUGUUCAGCGUCUGAGUUUAAGAAUGACUUUACAGACAUUCUCUGAUAUUACUCUUUCUGAAGGAAAUGUUAAACUUGGCCAGGUGGCAAACCUACUCCAACAGAACGCUUCACAUCAAAAUAUUACUUCAGGUGCGCCUCAGAACAGAGCUAAUUUAGGUGAUCAGUUUCUUCUAGUUGAUCUUUCCGGUAGACCUGAUCUCUUUGUUUCUGCUCGAAAGGCGGUGAUUUCAUUUCUGGAUCCAUCUAAAGAUGGUUCUGGUGAGAGUUUAAUUGAACCAACAGACCACUAUGCAUUUACUAUCCGCCUGAAUACAAUUAUAACUCAGGAAUGUCGAAAUAAAGCAAUUGCCCAAGGAAAAGAAUUAUUACAUCAAGCUAUACAUGAAAUGGAUAAAGUUUAUCAAACACACAAUAAACUGUUAAAUUCUAAACAGGCUAAAGAACAGUUAAGUGAAGACAAUCUAUUCAUAGCUCGUCAAUAUUUGCGUACAUUGGUGAAAGAGCAGCAUAAUUUGGUUGAAACACUAUGGAAUAAGAAAAAAACUGAGUUAGAAGGUUGAAGUUAAUUGAUUCAAUAGUUCAUUUUUAUAUAAUCAAUAUCUGUAAAAAAUUAUUUUCUAGUGAGACAGAAGAAUGGUCUUUUUGAAUGUGUAUAUAUUCUGUGUAGUGUAACUAUGUAUAAUAUCACUUUGUGUGUGUGUGCGUGGGUGUGUGUGAAGUAUUCGUAC
Molecule: messenger RNA, 1131 nt
Organism: Heterobilharzia americana
Lineage: Eukaryota; Metazoa; Platyhelminthes; Trematoda; Strigeidida; Schistosomatidae
Source: the annotation of a GenBank genome assembly